Messenger RNA from Pseudogymnoascus verrucosus, 459 nucleotides. RefSeq lists its product as uncharacterized. The record is from RefSeq and is a predicted model, not a curated record. The transcript is spliced from 2 exons. The coding region runs from base 1 to 459 and encodes 152 amino acids. NCBI's taxonomy places the organism in Eukaryota, Fungi, Ascomycota, Leotiomycetes, Thelebolales, Thelebolaceae.
AUGACCGCCUUGUGGCAGGCAGAUGACUACGGAGUCCAGGCCAACUGGGAAUGUUGGACACUAUUUGCGUUUACAUGCGUCACUGUCGGGCUCCGAGUUAUCUGCCGCACGUACUUCGUCCGUGGCGAGGGAAGACUUGGCAGCCUAGGUGUCGAUGACUACACCACGAUAGUUUGCGUUGCGAUUCUUCUGCUCACCUGCAUCCUCGUGAGCAUUGGCUCCCAUCAUGGCCUCGGACGACAUAUGGCCAGUCUUGAUCCUCUUGAUAUCGUGGAGGCGCUAAAGUGGAACGCUAUCAUCAGCUCCAUCCUGAUCUGGAGCUUCUCGUUGCCAAAAUUCGCCAUCAUUGCUAUCCUAAAGCGGAUUCUUGACUAUGGCCCCAAAAUGACAAUCCUUUUCUGGGCCCCUUGCCCUCUCUUCACAGGCCUGCAUCUUGGCUACCUCGGUCUGGUAGUUUAA